Molecule: messenger RNA, 4214 nt
Organism: Mugil cephalus (flathead mullet)
Lineage: Eukaryota; Metazoa; Chordata; Actinopteri; Mugiliformes; Mugilidae
Product: claudin-20-like
Exons: 2
Coding region: 2700-3509 (269 amino acids)
Biological process (GO): cell adhesion; bicellular tight junction assembly
Cellular component (GO): plasma membrane; bicellular tight junction
Molecular function (GO): structural molecule activity
Source: RefSeq, a predicted model, not a curated record
UUUAAGAAAACAUUUUUAUUUAGAAAUUGAACAACAACAAAUGAUUCAAAUGAAAUCUAGUGCCUGCACCAAAUACCUGCACCAUCUGAGUAAAAAGCAGAAAUGAGGUGAUCUUAAAAAUAAAAUGCUCACGAGGCCAAAUGGCGCUGAAAUAAAUCAAGGUGCAGGAGCAGCAGAGUGUUUCUGUCUCCGUCCUCUGCAGCGUUCAGACUCGAGGCCUGCGGCGUCGACUCAAACCUCCAGAGAUCUGCUGCUAUUAGACGGACGCCGCGUUCCACAUCAGCGGUGGGAUGUUCACACAGGACGUCUGGACGCUGCUGGACUUAAAGGGACACUUUUCUAUUUGCUCGGCAACGAGCUGAAUGUUGCUUCAAUGACUGGGAUUAAAAUGUCACAUCUUUUUUCUUCUCUUUGUAUCUUUUCAACCAAACAUUUGAAUACGUCGCCUUCGGCUGCAGUUACAUUUAUUCACCCAACAAUUAAACCAGCACUUAUUUCUGUUCAUUCACUGAUCGUUUUCUGAAUCCAGGUUUUCCAGGUUUUUCUUCCACCAGCUGUUUGUUUCUGUUCAUCUCAAUAAAAAAUCAGGCAGAGAGAAAAUCCAUCAGAGCGACUCAUUGUGUUAAAAUUCAUUUCUCGUUCAGUGACGUUAUAGAACUGAUUUGAAUUUUAAGUCAUUUUUCCAAAUAGAAAAUAGAAAAUUUUAAACCUGAUUUAAUUUCAGUUUAAAUUUUAAAAAAAGGAACAUGUGUAAUUUGAUUGAUAUAUAAUAGAACAGAAAUAUGUGUUUGUGUAAAAUUUGUGUUUAAUGGCAAAAAAAACAGGACAAGUCUAAUUAUUAUUGCAAACUGAAUUAAACAUUACUUCAAUAUAUUGAGUAACUUCAUUCAACAUCAUAUGUAACAAAAAGAAAUAUUUCUAAAACUGUCUUUUUACAUUAAUUCCCUUUUAAUAUUUAUUUCAGUUUACUUUGUCUUAUUGUAGUUGAAGGAUUAGAAUUAUUUAUUUUUAUGGUUUAAUAAAAAUAAAUCAUAGAUUCAAAUAAAUUAUAAUAAAAUCUGACCCAGUCGAGCUCCUGAUGCAUGAACUGAAAAAAAUGUCUUUCAGACGCAAAUUAAACUGAAUUUACCAGCUGAUUAAAAUGAAACAAUGACCUUCUAUAAUAAAAUAUUCAUCUAACAAUCACUUUGUUUUAUGGUCAAAAGUCAAAUCUGGAAAGUCACAGGAAUAAAAUAAUAAAAUCAGGGAGAAUAUUCCGUAGUUUGAGGCCUGAAAACAGUCAGAGCGAAAACGAUUCCGCUGAUAUUUCCUCAUUUUAAAGGAGCAGUUGUGCAGCCGAUAUUAAAGCCACAGUCGUCAUGUUUCACGAUGACGUCAGCUCUGCAGUGGGAACCAGAAGCGACUGUUUUUCUUUGACUUGUUGUACCAACACAGUAACACACACAUCAUUACCAGUGUCCACAGAGUUGAGUUUUCCCACAUGGAGGCGACGGUGAAACGUAAAUGUGUGUUUAUGUGGAAGCUGCUCGUGUCUCAGCAGGUCCGAUGCUGAUAAAGCCACUGUGGAGGAUUAUGGUAAUAACGGGCUGAACGCCGGGUCCCAGCGCUGCAGGACGGGUGGGCGGUCUGCGGACGCUUAUCAGCGCGUUGCAGUGGGUGAUUCUUCAGAGUCACAUGACGGGCGACACCUUGAUUCACGCUCGCAGCUCGGCGGCUUUAUCAGCAAAUAAGAGCAAAAACGUGGAAGUGAUUGAUGCGUGGUAAUUGUUUCAAAAGCACGAAUGAUCCCGUCGGUCGUCUGGACUGUGCCCGUUUUCAGACGUGGAGCAGAUAUUAUCAGCAAUAACUGGUAAUGAGCUUUCACCUUCACGCCCGCCAUCGCCUUCCAGAGGCAGCGCAACAUUUUCCAAACGCUUGUAAAACUCUUUCUGUGCCUGAUUGUUGCUCGGAAAAGCUUGAAAACAGCCAAAUCAAACAUUUCCAGGUAACAGGCGGCUUUCGCGUGGUCAGAUGCGACAACAUUUGAGCAGCGUUGCAGGUCUGACGUACACCGCCAUCAACUCAUCAGAUAAGAACGCUGCUCUGCGGCUGCUCCAGCAGCACCGACCUUCAGGUUACAGACACAAACCAGUUCCAUGACUGAACCAGCGCUGCUAUUCAGAAUCAGGUUGUAGAGGAAAAAAGAAAGGAAGCCUAGAGCUUCUUUUCCAGGAUCCACAAUGGGAUGACACUGUAUGUACAGUUGCCAAGGAGACAGGAGGCAGAGGAGUAGUUGGAGUCUGUUAAGCCACACAUCCUGUUUCAUUCACACUGCUUCUGGUUUCGUCCUCAGGAGUCACUCACGGAGACGCCACCAAAGACACAACACAGUGGAAGAAAGGACGGACGCUGAGGGACACUGCAGCUUUAAAAGGAUAUAAUUGAGUGCCAAUGAUCACCACAUCAGCUGCAACUAAUGCAGGCAAUCAUCGCGCCUACACCCCCUCGUAUAACGGAGAUCCAGAAUCUGUGAGAGAACCAGAUUCCCAUCAGCAGGCUCAGCUGUGUGUCCGUCACGCUCCCACGCUCACUUCACUUCUCAUUUCUCCGCUGGCUGCAGCUCGCUGGAGCCUGCGCUGACGAAUUAUCUGCUGUCAGGACCUGCCCGGGACGCCGACCGGGAGCGGAGCUGGACCGGGCUGAGCGGGUGGGGGACAGCCAUGCUGUCUGCUGCCGUCCAGAUCCUGGCGUUUGCCCUGGCUCUCCUGGGCGUCCUCGGUGCCACCGUGGCCACUGUCCUGCCCAACUGGAAGGUGAGCAUCAACAUCUGGUCCAACAUCAUGACCCCUAUCUCGCAGAUGCAGGGUCUAUGGAUGGACUGCGUCUGGUACAGCUCUGGCGUCUUCAGCUGCACCAUGAAGAACUCGAUGCUGUCCCUGCCAGCGUAUCUGCAGACCAUGCGGGCCGCCAUGGUUCUGUCCUGCAUGGUGGCCUUGUUUGGACUGUGCCUCGCCUCCCUGGGGCUCAAAUGUACCCGCUGGGGAGGCAGCCACCGAGCGAAGGGACACACGGCCAUCGCAGCAGGGGGCUGCUUCAUCUUGGCCAGCCUUCUCUGCCUGGUCCCCGCGUCCUGGUUCACCAACCAAGUCAUCACCACCUUCCUCACCACGGACCUGCCGGACAGCAGCAAGUAUCAGCCCGGCGGAGCCCUCUGUGUCACGUUUAUCUCCGCUGGCUUCCUCCUGGCUGGAGGAGUCAUUUUCUGCUUGUCAUGUCCCGGAACAAGAACAAGACGACCGGAGUAUGAUUCCUCCGACAGACUGAACCACAAUGAGCAGCAGAGGCGCAAGUGUGAGCACUCGGUAAAACGCACCAGGCAAAACAAAAGCGUCCAGCUGCAGACGGACGAGGUGAAUCCAGAGAAAGCUCAGCAGGAGAAACCUCCAGUGGAACAGGAGCAGAGGCUCGUCUCGUCCAAACUCCCUCAAAAGGACAUCAAGGACAGCUACAGCCUCCAGGAGUACGUUUAAACCUUGUGGCGGAGGUGAAAUGUGGAGUUAUGAGCUCGUAGGACGGGGCGGGAGGGGGGGGCUGUGGGAGGGAAUAAUUACUAAAUGUUGGAAAUGACAGCCACAUCCUUUAAAGGAAACUGCCUGCAGACUGUGGCAGCUUUCCUAAACCAAAGGGACAAGAAAAUGAAAACAUAAUAAAUUGAAAAGCCAUCAUUCUGCCUUCUGAGACUGUGGUGCUCUGACAGCUUUCUACGGCUGAGAUCUGAACAACCAGCCAGCUCCAAAACCGCAAAGAUUCUCAUCAAAUAAAAACCAUCAAACUUAAGGCCAGGACUAAGACUGGACCCCAGAUUAUCACACAUCACAACAUGUCAAACCACUCUGCUGAAAACAAAACAGAAGCAAUAAUUUAUUUAACCUUCCUCACAGUUUCAUAACAACCAACCAGGAAAUACAAGAUUUCCUUGGAAAUAUCCUGAAAUUUACUGAUGAAUGUGUUGAAAGAAAAGUGUAAACGAUGGAGAUGAUGGGAAUUGUUUCCAGUUUCCGCUGUGAGUGCUGGUGGGCGAACAAAGCGUGUGGAUCUUAAAGUACGUGUCUGAUCUUGCUGUCAUUCCUCUGACCUGAGCAGGGGUUUGUAUGUGUGUGCAUGUUGUCAGAGCUGCUUAAAGCCUGUGUUACCUGCGCCUGAAGCAAUAAAAACAAACUGCUGAGCUUCUUAAA